Molecule: messenger RNA, 689 nt
Organism: Melitaea cinxia (Glanville fritillary)
Lineage: Eukaryota; Metazoa; Arthropoda; Insecta; Lepidoptera; Nymphalidae
Exons: 2
Coding region: 180-632 (150 amino acids)
Source: RefSeq, a predicted model, not a curated record
AUUGAAUAUACGCUUUUUGUUCCCACGUUCAUGAAUGCCAGGAUAUGGUUUCAUGAUGUUCUCCGUUAGCGCGAAAGCACUGUCACCUACAAUUACAUACGGCAUUUCUGUUCCGCCUUGUGUUAUUGGUUCAGGCCGUGGCAGUUUAAGUAGAUGAAAACAAUGCACUUGAAAGUGGUAUGGAGUCAGAGCCAUCUCAAUCACCAAGGCCGAAUGCUACAACAUCUACAUCUUCGAGGAAAAGAAAUAAGACAGAUGAAUCAAAUGAAAUAUUAGAGGUUUUGAAAAGUGCUAAAAAAAAGAUGGAUGAAAGGGAGAAGAAGGAUCCAUUUGAUAUAUAUGGUGAAUAUAUUGCUGCUGAAUUAAGAAGUGUUAAAGAUGACCAAGCCGUGACACAGGCAAAGUACCAUAUUAAUAAUAUACUGUAUGAAUUAAAAAUGGGACGAUAUAAUACAUAUGGAUAUCAAACGGCAUCUUCUCAUCCAUCAUCAACACCAAAUAAUGUUCAGGAAACUGAAAUAAGGGAAAUUGAGAGACACGAAACAAAUAGACUAGAUGCAUUACGAGACGAAACAGAAGAUUCGGCUAUACUAAACUUAGUUAACUAUCUCAGUGAUGAAUCAACGCAAUAGCAUACACUGUUUUUUUUUUUUGUGUUUUUUAAUUAAUAAAAUACUUGAUUACACAAA